UAGUCAAGUCAUGAAAAGCUGUCAAUCUCUUUGCUUUGCCAAUUGCUGUCUAUCCAUCUGUCUCUCUCUCUCUCACCUACAUUCACAUAAUGACAAGCCUUCUCGAUUUCACCCUUUUCAAAUCCCAACAUUUUUUAUAUUUUUCUUACGCAGAAGAAGUUCAAUUCAUGAUUUGGCUCUUUUAUAAAAUCAUCAACUUCGGAUCUCCUUGUUUGAUUGAGAUUCAGUUUCUUACUACAUCACGGUGAUUCUUCUGUCAUGUAAAACACCAACUGCUAUGGAUCAUUCAUGAAAUGCUUGAGCUUACUUGUAAGAGACUUGAGUGUUAACUAAUUGGUGAGAAUCUAAGCUUUCUUUCAAAAAAAAUGGCUAUGGCUCCUCCCAUCAAAGUGUUUCUAGGCUCUUUUGCCUUCGCUGUAUUUUGGGUAUUAGCGGUUUUUCCUGCUGUCCCUUUUAUGCCAAUCGGAAGAACAGCAGGGUCUCUCCUUGGUGCCAUGCUCAUGGUUCUUUUUCAAGUAAUAACUCCAGAUCAAGCUUACGCUUCCAUUGAUCUUCCAAUCCUUGGCCUCCUCUUUGGUACAAUGGUUGUAAGUGUUUAUCUGGAAAGAGCAGAUAUGUUCAAAUAUCUAGGUAAGUUACUCGCAUGGAAAAGUCAAGGAUCCAAAGACUUACUCUGUAGAAUCUGCUUAAUAUCCGCUGUUUCCAGUGCUUUUUUCACUAACGACACAUCAUGUGUUGUGUUAACUGAAUUCGUACUCAAAAUAGCAAGACAACAAAACCUUCCACCACAUCCGUUUCUACUAGCACUUGCUUCAAGUGCAAAUAUCGGGUCAUCCGCUACACCAAUAGGCAACCCGCAAAACCUUGUAAUAGCAGUUCAAAGCAAGAUACCAUUUGGGGAAUUUUUGUUUGGGAUUGUGAUGGCGAUGUUGGUGGGCGUUUUCGUAAAUGCGCUGAUUCUGUUAUGUAUGUUUUGGAAGGUGUUAUCUGUUCAAAAAGAUGAAGAAGAACCUCCUGUUGAAGUAUCAACUCAAGAAGACAUGAAUUCCCAUCGAUUUUCACCAGCUACAAUGUCACAUCUUUCAUCUCAAACUUCUCACGAACUUGCUGCUAGUUUGGACGCGAUGAGUCAUCAUCUUCACAACUCGCCAGGUGUCAACGGAACAUUGGAUAAUCUCACUCUCAGGAACCGUAUAACUUUAAGUGAUGAAAUCCACACCCCAAAAGACAUUACAGUUACAGAAAACGGAAACGGAAUCGGGAAUGGCGAUUCCGGUUUGGGUUUGGAGGAAAAGGAUGAAAAGUCUGCGAAAUGGAAGAUAAUGUUAUGGAAAACAGGGGUUUAUGUGAUUACGAUCGGAAUGUUGGUUUCCUUUCUAUUGGGAUUAAACAUGUCAUGGACUGCAAUUACAGCUGCUUUGGCUCUUGUGGUUCUUGAUUUUAAGGAUGCAAGGCCAUGUUUGGAGAAGGUUUCUUAUUCGCUUUUGGUUUUCUUUUGUGGGAUGUUUGUGACUGUUGAUGGGUUUAAUAGGACAGGAAUCCCAAGUGCAGUGUGGGAUUUCAUGGAGCCUUAUGCACAAAUCGAUCAUAUUUCUGGUGUAGCAAUUCUUGCACUUGUUAUUGUUGUUCUAUCAAAUCUUGCUUCAAAUGUGCCAACAGUGCUGUUGUUGGGGGCAAGGGUGGCGGCGGCGGCGGCUAGUAUAUCGCCGGAGAAGGAGAAGAAAGCGUGGCUAAUAUUGGCGUGGGUUAGUACGGUUGCCGGAAACCUAUCUCUACUGGGAUCGGCGGCGAAUUUGAUUGUAUGUGAACAAGCUCGUCGUGCUCAAAAUUUUGGGUAUAAUCUUACGUUUUGGGCUCAUCUCAAAUUUGGUGUUCCUUCCACAAUUAUCGUUACAGCUAUUGGUUUGACAUUGAUAAGGGCAUAAUAAUCUUCCUUCAUCUUUUCGACAUUUCCUUUUAGGUUUACUUAAAGAAAAAUUCAGAAAAGAAUGCUAGAGUUUUCACUCGAUAUAUAUGUAGCUAUUGUUUUUAAUUAGAAUAAGAUUGCCACAAUCAAGUAAUUUGUGCAGCCAUGGGAAUAUGUAUGUCUUGUGAAGCCAAUAUUGGAUGUGAGAGAAUGAUUUGAAUAUAAACCCAACUCUCCUUGUA
Messenger RNA from Lactuca sativa (garden lettuce), 2148 nucleotides. Its product is annotated as Divalent ion symporter. Gene Ontology annotation, cellular component: membrane. NCBI's taxonomy places the organism in Eukaryota, Viridiplantae, Streptophyta, Magnoliopsida, Asterales, Asteraceae. The record is from RefSeq and is a predicted model, not a curated record. Gene Ontology annotation, biological process: transmembrane transport.